Molecule: messenger RNA, 1797 nt
Organism: Venustampulla echinocandica
Lineage: Eukaryota; Fungi; Ascomycota; Leotiomycetes; Helotiales; Pleuroascaceae
Exons: 3
Coding region: 1-1797 (598 amino acids)
Source: RefSeq, a predicted model, not a curated record
AUGCACUUCACAAAAUCUUCACUUUUGGCGGCCUUGGCCUCGUCGGCUUCAGCAUACUCGGCUACCCAACGCACCUUCGCAGUUAACCAUUUCUAUGGAAAGGGUCCUCUUGUAUCGGGCCGUAUGGAUCCCCUUACCAAUCCAGGCGAGGCUUCCGGACACGCACAUACAAUCCAAGGCGGCAACGCAUUCGCCCUAACCAUGACGGAUGAUCAGGCAUUGAAGUCGACCUGUACAUCAUCGUUGGUCAAGAACGAUAAGAGUAACUACUGGACUCCUUCACUCUACUUCAAGGACCCUAAGACUGGCAUGUUGGAGUCCGUAGAGAUGUUUUACAUGAACGUGUACUACUUCUUCGAGCCUACCACCGAUAAGAUUAAAGCGUUCCCACCAGGCCUCCGCAUAUUGAUCGGCGACCCAAAGCUCCGGACUCCACCUAAGACUGGCGGCAAGAACAUCUUGGAUCUUGCUGAUGGGACUCCCCAGCCAAUCCAAUUUACCUGCCCCAGAUCGAACCCCAGCACCCCGUUGUACCCGACUAACUCGGAUGGCCUCCAUGGUGUUGGUAUUCAAGAUCCAGGAAAUAAAGGUGCCGGUGUGGGAUUUCCAGACCAGAACUGCGAUGGCUAUGCCUCUCCCCUCCGCGCGGAUAUUCACUUCCCCUCUUGCUACAACCCUGCUGCCGGCCUCCAGAACUACAAGGAGAACAUGCAAUUCCCAACCAAAGGCAACUGCCCUGAAGGCUGGAUCCACACCCCUCAUAUGUUUUAUGAGGUCUACUGGAACACUCCUGUCUUCAAGGACCGAUGGACCCAGGGACAAGGCACUCAACCUUUCGUACUUUCAAACGGUGACCCAACUGGCUAUUCACUGCACGGCGACUUCAUCGCCGGCUGGGAUGUAAAUACACUUCAACAAAUCAUCGACAACUGCGACGCCGGUGAUUCAGGAAUGGACAAGUGCCCUGGCUUGAUCGGCGGGCUCCAUGACUCCUCCACAUCCUGUAAAAUCCAAAGCCCAAUCCAAGAAACCAUCUUCGGUACCAUGUCCGCACUCCCAGGAAAGAACCCAAUCGGCGAUUGGGGCGUCAAUGUUGCCGGUUCACCUCCAGCUGCUGCCGCUCCCGUUUCUACUGCUGCUCCAUCUGCUCCAGCUGCUCCAUCCCCGACUUCGACGAAGCCAAUCAAGGGUGCAGUCAACGCAGAGGUACCAACGGAAGUCAAGCCUGUCGUAUCACCCGCGCCUGUUGCUGGCGACAACGGAGACGCCCCGGGGGCCACGGGUGGCAAAGCUUCCUCCACAACACUUACCAAAGCACCCGUCGCAGUCCAAGAGGCUGAAGCAACCGGCGGCCCCGGCGUCGUAACAUCGUACGUUUACACCACUGAAAUGUUCUACAAGACCGUCACCACAGACGCCGCUGCACCCGUAGCCACUGGAUCGAGUUCCGCAAUCGCAGGCUGGACAUACACGGGCUGCUACGAAGAUGACACCGGCGCCAACCGCGUCCUCAAAGGCGUCGAGUUCGCUGACGUUGGGCAACACUCUGUCACCAACACCAAAUGCGUAGAUUACUGCGGCAAGCGUGGCUUCAGCAUGGCCGGCACCGAAUACGGAGGCCAAUGCUUCUGCGGAAACAGCUUGGUGAAGACGACUAAGAUCGAUGACAGUCGCUGCUCGAUGCCCUGUGAAGGGGAUAAGAGUCAGGUGUGUGGUGGAGCAAAGGCACUUAGCAUCUAUACCAAUAGCGCGGCGGGCAAGAUCCGGAGGAGUGUCAGAGCGAGACAUUUGAACUAA